Messenger RNA from Mesorhabditis belari, 318 nucleotides. NCBI's taxonomy places the organism in Eukaryota, Metazoa, Nematoda, Chromadorea, Rhabditida, Rhabditidae. The record is from the annotation of a GenBank genome assembly.
AUGCGAGACGAGGUUCAUCCCGAAUUUCGACACAAACAUUUCCAUAAUGACUCUGAAAAGUCAAAUGAUUCGUCGAUUCAAUCGAAAUUUCAAAAAAUUCACACUGAGUGGAGCAAAGUUUAUAUAGGAGCACUUCUAUUGUUCUUUAUAAAUCUCGAGAAGAAUGUUUUAGCGUUAUCGGAUUGGCUUUACAUGAAACAGUUGGAUCCGACCGUAAGCCCGGACUUUUUUGGAGCUGUUUUGGGAGUGGCAAGGAUUGGUCAUGCUGUGGCGACGAUUGCUUUCAGUUAUUGGAGAUCGAAGACGAAAACGACAAAG